Messenger RNA from Brachypodium distachyon (stiff brome), 1022 nucleotides. Its product is annotated as probable glutathione S-transferase. Gene Ontology annotation, cellular component: cytoplasm. The transcript is spliced from 2 exons. Gene Ontology annotation, biological process: glutathione metabolic process. The coding region runs from base 155 to 850 and encodes 231 amino acids. Gene Ontology annotation, molecular function: glutathione transferase activity. NCBI's taxonomy places the organism in Eukaryota, Viridiplantae, Streptophyta, Magnoliopsida, Poales, Poaceae. The record is from RefSeq and is a predicted model, not a curated record.
CCACAAUUAAGUAGGCAAAACAUUAAAAAUUAAGAAGCCGAUGAGAAGAAGAAGCAUCAGCACUACCUAAAAUUGAUCAGUCAACCCUGAGCACUCGUCCUGAUCCCUAUAAGUCCCAGCCAGCCUAUAGCCGAGCUACCGCAGCAGCAAAUCAAUGGCGGAGCUGGUGAAGCUGAUCGGCGCGUUCGGCAGCCCGUUCGUCCACCGGGCCGAGAUGGCCCUGCGGCUCAAGGGGGUUCCCUACGAGCUCAUCCAAGAAGACCUCAACAACAAGAGCGAGCUGCUGCUCCGUCACAACCCCAUCCACAAGUCCGUCCCCGUGCUCCUCCACGGCGACCGGCCGGCCGUCUGCGAGUCGCUCCUCAUCGUCGAGUACGUCGACGAGGCCUUCCCCGGCCCGCCGCUCCUCCCCACGGACCCCCACGACCGCGCCAUGGCCCGCUUCUGGGCGCAAUUCAUCGAACACAAGUGCUCCAGGCCGUUCUGGAUGGCGGUGUGGAUGGACGACGGCGAGGCGCGGGAAGGGUUCGUUGCGGAGACGAAGGGGAACCUGGCGCUGCUGGAGGCGAGGCUGCAGGGGAAGAAAUUCUUCGCGGGAGACGCCGUCGGGUACCUCGACUUCGCCGCCUGCGGGCUCGCGCACCUGCUGGGAGGAGUGAUCGAGGAGGUGGCCGGGGUGAGGCUGUACGGCGACGGCGAGUUCCCCGCGCUGCGGCGGUGGGCGGAGGACUACACCUCGGAUGAGGCCGUCAGGGCGUGCCUGCCGGAGAGGGCUCUGCUCGUCGCGCACUUCGCCGGGAAGAAGGACAAGAUCAGAAUGUCGCUCAGGGCGAUGAUGCAGCACAAGUGAGAUGACUUGUAACGUGUGUGGGAUGAGUAUCCAUGUGCCGGGUGUGAUACUGUGAAUCUGUGAUGUGAUCACGGCGCGUGCCGAAAUAAAAUUUGUACGACUCAGUUUGUGCUACUGCGUGCUACUCCUACUUGUUAUAAAACCUACGGCGUUGCAUUGCAACUUUGAUCAA